This is a messenger RNA of Penicillium odoratum, 1110 nucleotides long. Its product is annotated as intradiol ring-cleavage dioxygenase. NCBI's taxonomy places the organism in Eukaryota, Fungi, Ascomycota, Eurotiomycetes, Eurotiales, Aspergillaceae. Gene Ontology annotation, molecular function: oxidoreductase activity, acting on single donors with incorporation of molecular oxygen, incorporation of two atoms of oxygen; ferric iron binding. The transcript has 3 exons. The record is from RefSeq and is a predicted model, not a curated record. Bases 1 to 1110 code for a protein of 369 amino acids.
AUGCAGUUGCCGUUCUACCUUGCCGUUGCUGCCACUUGUUUGGCCAGUGUUGUUCUCGCGCAUCCCGGAGAAAAUCACGAUGCUGCGCUUGUCAAGCGCAAGUUGGAUAUGCAAGAGGCUCGGGCUGCCCACGGUAAUCGUGCUCUCGCCAAGUGCGCUCGCUCUCAGGACUACCGUUCGUUUCAUACGCGAAACAUCGAGCGUCGCGAAUUGAAAGCUCGAGGAAUUCGCCAAUCACGCGGUCUCAGCCACAAGACUAACGACCACUUUCGUCGAACAUCAGAUGACCUAGAGAAAUGGUCCGGUGUAGAACACAACAAGACCGGAAAGAUUACUCCGUUCGGUAAUGUUUUUGACGCAGAAACAACCUGCAUCCUGACUCCUGUGAUCACUGAUGGUCCGUACUAUGUCUGGGGUGAGUUGAUUCGCCAGAACGUUGUCGAGAGUGAGUACUCUCGAGGUGUCCCAAUGUAUCUUGAGAUCCAAUAUAUCGACGUGAACACCUGUCAGCCUCUUCCAGACCUUUACGUGGAUAUUUGGAAUGCAAAUGCGACUGGAGUGUAUAGUGGCAUCUCAGAAAGUGGCAACUACGCCGCUGGGGGAUGGAACAGCACCUAUUUGCGAGGCAUUCAGCCUACUGAUGAUGAUGGAGUGGCGACUUUUGAAACUAUCGUUCCUGGUCAUUACUCCGGUCGAGCCACCCAUACCCAUUUGCUUGUUCACACAAACGCCACAAUUCUUUCGAAUGGUACCCUCCAAAUCAACUCCGGUUCAAUUACCCAUAACGGACAGCUUUUCUACGACGAAGCCCUUCGAUCUGCGGUCGAGGCGUCAGAUCCUUACAAUACCAACACGAUUGCGGUUACCAGUAAUGACGAAGACCAGUGGUUGCCAGAGCAGGCGACUUCGAGUUAUGACCCAUUUAUUCGCUAUGUCUAUUUAGGCGAUGAUAUCUCCGACGGUAUUUUCGCAUGGAAGGAAAUUGGUAUCAAUUCCACUGCUGACUACACAAACAAUUCGGACUACGCCAUUGCUGCUUACCUUGGAGCUAAUGGGGGUUACGAAAAUACGGGUGCCCACGCGUUCUUGGGUGGUGGUGGCUCCUCAUAA